CAGUCAUGCUAUCCUGGUGAGGCGUUAACCGUAGAAGAAGAACGCAGCAGCUAACUUGUUAGCAUGUCUCGUUUUUUGCGGAAUUAGCGACGAUUAAAACCUAUUGGUUCGAUAUUUUGCAUUAUGCGUUAAUAUAUAUGUAUAUAUUUUGCAACCAACAUACCGGUAAACAUGGAGGCUCUGGUCGGAUACAGCGGGUCGUCGUCGGAGUGUGACGGUGACGAGGAGUCAUCUGUCUGCAAGAAUGAUGGCGGAAGGGACCUCCUCCACGGGGCAGCACCCGACUCAAAGACGAGGAACUUCUUACUGGAGCCCGCGUCCAGUGAGUCCGAUCAGUCCGACCACGAGGGUCCACUCCCGGCGCCACCCAAACCCCGUCCGGCCGCUUCACCCCCCGCGUACAAGUUGCCCCCGCCUCGCCUGCAAGCCUGCACGGAGAGCAGCGUGUUCGCCAACCCCUUCAAGGCGCAGGCGGAGCGGAAGCUGAGCGCCCUGCAGAAACACGUGCCGCUCACCGUGCACGCCAAGCCCUCGCAGAUCGGCGGCAAGAGGAUCUGUGCCAAUUACAGGAAGGACGGACGAUGCCGAUUCGGCAUCAAGUGCAAGUUCGCGCACGACAGCGAUCUUCAGACGGCGGCCGUCGCCCCCGGCGACCGCCGUCCGGCCGAGGGCGGGCCGGGCGUCUCAGACGAGCCUCGGAGAGAGGCGGCGCCGGAAGUGUUAGAAAGUCGGCGGGGCAAGAAGAGGAGGGUGGGCGUGAGCGACACACUGAUCCCGCCCAAACAAGCCAUGAAGCAGUACAAAAUGCUGAGGGGCAAAGAAAAACUCAACAUGUACUGAGAAAUAAAUACUGUUAGGACUUUUAUUUACAGCUGAUGACUAAACAUGUCCUGUACUAAAUAUGUACAGUACAAGAUAUUACUACUACUGACAUCCUUCACUCUAUAUAUUCAUCAUUAUAUACACAGCAGUACUCCUCUCUCGUUAAUUGGUUCCGGACAUGACCGGGAUCAACCUUUCUUUUGCAAAGUAAGAAUCAAACAUUUUCUGCAUUUUUUUAUAAAUAAGAAUCCAUUUUUAAAAUCAGUUUAGGCCCAUGUUUCACUCGCUCAGUUCAUUUCUUUUCACCCCCUGAAGCGAAUAUUUAUUUAUCCAUCUGUAUGUGCCAAGAUAAACGCCACAGCGCUAUUGUCUGAAUAGCAUUUUAAAAACUCCAUUCAAAUGAAACAAUUUUUAAUAAGUUUUGAGGCCAUCUCCGUACAACCAGAGAGAUAUUUUCCAACCCGUUUUGAAAAAGUUCCAUUAUGACAAAUCAAACAUUGCAAGAAUCGGUUUGAGUGGAGAAUUGAUUCUGAAUGGAGUUGUGAGCUGCCCGUCAUUUUUCAUGUGACUUUUGUAGCUGUAUGUGAAAAUGGCGCCGCUGAAGUGUCAGCAGGUUGCAACAGCUCCGUGCUUUUAUGUCUUCCUUAGUUGUUUUUUUUAAUGUUUCCCUUUUGAAUUGAUUAACGUGGACAAGUUGAAAAACUUAUUGGGGUGUUACCAUUUAGUGGUCAAUUGUACGGAAUAUGUACUGUACUGUGCAAUCUACUAAUAAAAGUUUCAGUCAAUCAAUCAAUCAAUCAAUGGUUUUAACCCAAACAAGGUGGCAGAACUUCUGCUUUUAAUACUUUUUGUGGACUUUUUGAAUCUGCACUGCAACAAAAUAAUAAUAGGGGUGCACAAAAAAAUAAUAAUUCACAUCUGAAUCACGAUUUGUACCCUAAAUCCAUUCAUAAUUUUGAUAAAUAUUAUUUUUUAUCAGAAUCAAUUUAAAAUUAAAGCUACAAGCAGCGUUGGUCGGGUCCGCAUUUUGGCAGGUGCUAGUCCUAGGUGUCCCAAUACUUAUGUCCAGUGGUAGUCCUGAGUGAGACCUACACAGAGGUUUUUGUUUCGUGUCUCUACGAUAUUCGUACUGGGAGUUAGAGGAAGUUGUGUAGUGUACUACCUUCUCUGCGUUCUGUGCUCACGCUGGUGCUUUCUGCUUUUAAGCAGCCAUCUUAAAACAACAGCAGCGGAGCAACUUUAGUGCUGCGGGUCUUUGAAGGCUCGUAAAAUCCAAACGGUAGCACUAAAUAAAACGCCGUCCACAACUUUUAAUCAGAAGGGUUCAAUCUCUCUCCUGUAGCAGUUUGAAGCCGAAACGACAAACGCGCUCGGUUUGAUGUUUGGUGACCGGUUUUAACAAAAAUUUUGUUUUGAAGGAGGGGUAUCAAACUUCCUGUUGAUUUUUGCUGAAGGAUGUCAAUCUAAGAAAUGUAGGUCUAGGUAAGACCUACAUAGAGGUAUUUGUUUCAUGUCUCUAAGACGUUCCUACCGGAAGUUACAAGCAGUUUUGUCUGAGUUUUCCUCUGAGAAGCAUUUUUUUCUCUGUUUUAUUCAAAAAUUGCGCUAGAGCGCAAUUUUGAGUUUUGGGGUUCGGUUUUUUUUUUAGAUCGCAAUUUCCAGCAGUCCCGAUGUGUGUGAGAAUUUUGGUGAGUUUUGAAGUAUUUUAAGGGGGUCAAAUUAGAGGUCAAAGAGGCAAAAAUGAGUGUUUUUAGUACAUUUUUGUCUUAAAUGGGAAAUUGCCAACUUCCUGUUGGUUUUUGCCCGAGGAUGUGUCAUUAUGAGUUGUAGGUCUAAGCGAGACCUACAGAGAGGUUUUUGUUUCAUGUCUCUACGACCUUCCUAGUGGGAGUUACAGGCAGUUGGUUUUUGGUUUUUUCCUAGGGGGCGCUAGAGCGCAAUUUUGAUUUUUGGGGUUUGGUUUUUAGACUAAAGUGUGCUGUCACAGUUUGUCUAUGUGUGUGUAAAAUUUGGUGAGUUUUGAAGCAUGUUAAGGGGGGCAAAGUAGUGCGCAACGGUGCGGAAGAAUAAUAAUAAUAAACAUUACAAUUUUAGGUUCCUUUGUACCCUGUAUAAAGGACUCCCUGUGGGAGUCCUUUAUACAGGGUACAGGCGGACCCUAAAAAUACGUUUUUAGGUAAUCUUCAUGCAACCAGAAGCUUUUUCAAACCCGAAACCUCUUUUGUUUCAUUAUAAUUAUUAUAGCAAACAGUACCGGUACAUUGCGAGAAUCUGUUUGAAAAGAAAGUCCAUUCUGAAUCGAAUCGUCACCCCAGGAAUCUGAUUAAUUGGAUUGAAUUGUUCGGGGCCCAAAGAGUCACAACCCAAAUAUUUACUACUUACUAAAUCCUAGUUUUUCAUUGGACUUGUUGCUGUGUGUAAAAAUGUGAAGUGGCAGAAGUAGAGCUCCUUUCAUUCCAUGUGUUUACUAGGGCUGCCAAAAUUAAGGAGUUAACUCAUGUGAUUAAUCACAAAAAAAAAUGGCAUUAAUCAUGAAGACUUGGAUUAAUGAUGUUAUUUACUUUGAGCGUACAAGUGGAGAUCAGAUCAAUGCACACGUCGGUACAAAGAUGAGCGAGGAGGUGGUCUCGCUGGCUAAUUGAUACAUCCUGAAAUAAACUUUAGAUAAAACUCUUGCCAAGUUUUGUGCAAAUACAUGACAUGCAUUCAAGUAAACUGUUCCUGGGUGACAUUCUGACAAUAAAAUGGCUUUU
Messenger RNA from Entelurus aequoreus (snake pipefish), 3575 nucleotides. RefSeq lists its product as uncharacterized. Bases 172 to 840 code for a protein of 222 amino acids. Lineage: Eukaryota; Metazoa; Chordata; Actinopteri; Syngnathiformes; Syngnathidae. Gene Ontology annotation, molecular function: metal ion binding. The record is from RefSeq and is a predicted model, not a curated record. The transcript is spliced from 2 exons.